CGACCGCUCGGCCAUCUUGAGCUCGGCUUCUACUGGGACGCGGUAUACAAUGGCGUUGCGGUCACCUGCACACAUAUGGAGCUCGAGGCAGUGGCAGGGUGCGAGGGCGAGCUGUUCGCGAGAGGGAAUGUCGAGCGGGCAUGGCUCCGCAUGAAGCAGCGCUUUCCGCUCCUUGGAGCGUCCGUUGAGGAGCUGCCAGGCACUGAGAAGGUCGAGUUUGUGCUACGAGAGAGUGCGCUUCAUAUCCUACGUCCUGGAGAGCUGAACUACCUCGACGACUUGCAUAAUGCCGAUGAGGUUGCGCAGUUCAGGGAGAAGCUGCACAACGGACCAACGGUGCUCGACAACGAGUUCCUCGCAAGGGUCUGGUUUGGCUCGCGGAAGGAUGUGCCAUGUCAUUGGCAUAUAUUCAUUCCUGUCGUACACCAUAUCACAGACGCAAUGGGAAAUGCUACAAUCGUGCGGGAACUGUGCCAGGAGCUGUCUAGCCUGUCCAAAGAGGCGAAGAUCGAUAUCACACCUCUGGCAGCUCGGCUUCAGACUGUGUUACCAACGGAAGCCUACACUCCUAGCGCGAAGCUCAGUCCAGCUCGCAGGCGAUGGCGUCUUGUGAUAGCCAAAGUUAUCCAGGAACUUAAUGCAAACAAAAUGACCGGUGGUCACACCCUCCCCACUCGUCGCGAAAUUACAAGCACCACGCCUCUCUCGCGUAUCAUCAACAUCCGCUUCACAAUCUCCGAAUCCCAGCAGAUCGCGCAGACCUGUCGCGCGUUGGGCAUCACCGUCGGCAACGCGCUCCCGGUACUGAGCCAGCUCGCUUUCGCGCGCGUGCUACACCGCCUGCGCCGGCAGGGCAAGAUCAGCGACGCAGAGUGGGAGUACCGCGCGCAGCAGCCGAUGCAUUACACAGGACCGGUGAACUACCGUCCGUACCUCGACCGCGGCUGGUACGACGCCGGCGGCGCAGACGAGGUCUACAUCGCGAUCAGCUUCUACACGCUCACGCUCCCGUUCAUGCCACGCCCCGCAUCGCCCGAUAUGGAUGCCACUGGCGCGCCACCACUCAAAGCGUUGUUGUCACCUGCGCGGUUCCUUGCACGCGCACGCAUGGCGCGGGCGCAGUCCAAAAGCCUGCUGAGCCACCCGCUCCUGCACGAGUUCCACGCGCUCCGGCUGCCAACGCGCAACGAACGGACGCGGACGGCUGCGCUGGCGUGGCGCGCACGGCAGGAGGGGCGCGACGUCGCGCCGCCAGCAGUCGCUGCGGAGGCGGGCAGGUUCACAGAUCUUGCUCCAUGCGUGUUCUCAAACGGGGGUGCCAGCAUGGGAAACCGCGACCACAUCCUACCCGAAACCUACCCGCGCCGCCUAAGGGGCCACGGCCGCGGCGCGCCAGAGCCCGCCGUGCGCCUGCGUCUCUUGAGCUCAGGGGCACGACCUACGCUGCCGCGCGGGCGAGCUCUACGUGGGCGCGCUCACGGCGCGCGGCCAGCUCUCAAUCUUCUCAUGUGUCGACGCGAACACGUACGACCUCGAGCUCGUGCGCGAGUGGACGGAGGAGGUGAAGGGUGCGGCGCUUGUGUUCCUUGGCGGACAGCUGGCAAAGGAGGAUGUGCAUGGGAAGGGGCCGGCGCGGACGCAGGCGCAGGCGCGGUUGUAGGCUCGUGUAUGUUCGUAUAUGUGGUAGUGUACAUUUGUUGGAUGUGCUACAAUGGAUGUAUUGUAAGUAGGCACGUUAAAUAGUUUAAGCUCGAGCAUGCUACGUAGGAUGCAGUGCGGACAAGCAGGGCGCUAGCCGGCGGGCUGGUAAUGACGAUUGAGAGCUAUUUUGCAGUUUUGCUGAAGACGCGCCCGCGCAUCUCUGUGUCUCAAACUGACGAGACGUGGCGUCUACGAGGGAGUGAGCCAUCCUCAUGAGGUGUCCACUCAAGCCAGCCACGGUACAAUCCGUACCAGUAAUAGAAACCCCAGAACAUGGGCCCGAUGCCGCAUAUAGCAAAAAUCGCCGCCGAAAAUAUGGCUAUCGUCCGAGGGGCAGCCGCAAACAGGAAGAAUACGACAGCGAAAAACCCUGAGUACACGCCAGUUACCAGGAAGACGCUGCACCAUAUCAGCAUCAUGCCUAAGCUGCCUGCAACCCACUCCUCGAAGUGGUGCGGCUUGUGUCUCCACUCCUGCCGGAGCCAGAUGUACGUGACUGCGCAGUACAAGGCGGCAAAUGCCGUCGAGAGCAAAGCGGUGACGGCAAAACCGAUGGCGACACUGCGCACUAGCAGGUCGGGCGCGGAGAAGAUAAGGCUUAGCAGUUGAGCUUCAACUCCGGCCAUGAAUGUUCCCGCGAGAAUCAGAGUCGAUAACGCGCGCUGGGCGUACUCGAAGUAGGCCUUCGGUAUAUAACCGUGCUCAGGAAAGAGCGACUCCUCUUUGCCAGUACACUCGCCAAUGACGGAUAGAUCGGCGGACUCCUCGCUGAUCGAGUUAGGAAGACCUGUGGAUUGGAUCCAGAGCGAACC
Phanerochaete carnosa HHB-10118-sp is the source of this 2513-nucleotide messenger RNA. RefSeq lists its product as uncharacterized. The annotation marks the transcript as partial. The transcript is spliced from 8 exons. The record is from RefSeq and is a predicted model, not a curated record. NCBI's taxonomy places the organism in Eukaryota, Fungi, Basidiomycota, Agaricomycetes, Polyporales, Phanerochaetaceae.